UGCGAGCCGUCGGACACGCUUUUGUAUUUCUCAGCCUUUGAUGAAUAUGACCAAUGCUGAUGUUGACGAUGCGUGUUUGCUGGUGGUUUUGAUCAUCGUCUCAUCAGCUCCGCCGAGUCAGCUCAUCCCUGGACUUGAUCCACCAUGACGUAGCUAGGCUCCCCUCACUUCCAAUGGUCCUGAACCCCAACUACGAGUGCUAGGAAAUUCGGCGUGAGGGAGGCCUUUUAAACGGUCGAGAACAGCCUUGAAGACAUUCCGGUUCCUGGCGAAUAUGUGUCAUGUCGGACCGAGGUCAUACGGGUGCGGACGCCGGUGCUUUCCACUAUUUUCCGAGCCAAGCUGGCGACACAGGUGCUGUGCCUUGCGCCGCGUUUCUCCACCCACGCCGACAUGACCGGCCGAGAUGAUGGGUGGUUUGACAUACGGUGAGAGUGUGCAGAAAAAAAAUACACUGCCCUGCUCGUCCGUCCGGCUUCGCAAAGCCCAAAAAAGCCUCUUGGGCCAUCGGACCGACCAUGUCUUGCUGAAAUUGCCAAGAGAAUGGGGGGUCAACUGGGUUCUGUCAGAAAUCCCAACAGUUUCUUCAGUUGGCAGCUGUCAAAAGCCUGCAGGACAGGCCGCAGGAAUCACUGCCGGGCCGCAGCACAUGCCGAAGCCAGUGCUUUGGCUCAACACCCCACCUGGCCAGCCCGCGGGGUGCCGGUGGACAUGGUGGGGUGAUUCUCCUGGACCGGGAUGCCCCGCUCCUGCCAGCGACUUGUCGGUGGUCUUGCAACUCGUCUGAGCAACCGCGACAGAGUCCAGGUGCGUCAUACAAAGCCCUUGUUUUCCUUCCACUCCCUUCUCGUCUCCUUACAUUCAUCUUUGGACCAGUCACUCCGUUUUCCUUCAGCAAUCACCGCCCAAUUAGCCUUUACCUGUCUACCGAUAUCACAAUGGGCAUCCUCGAUGAGCUUAACCUCCCCGCCGGAGUCAUCUACGGCGACCAUGUUCUCCAGCUUUUCCAGCACGCCCGCAAGGUCGGGUUUGCGAUUCCUGCCGUGAACGUCACCUCGAGCUCGACUGUUGUGGCCGCCCUUGAGGCUGCCCGUGACUCCAAGGCUCCCAUCAUCCUCCAGACAUCGCAAGGUGGAGCCGCCUACUUCGCUGGAAAGGGCAUCAAGGACAGCUCUGAGAAGCGUGAGGCCUCCGUUGCUGGCGCGAUAGCUGCCGCCCACUACAUCCGUGCCGUCGCCCCUUCGUACGGCAUCCCCGUGGUGCUCCACACCGAUCACUGCGCGAAGAAGCUCCUUCCAUGGUUCGAUGGCAUGCUCGAGGAGGACGAGAAGUUCUUCAAGAAGAACGGCACGCCCCUUUUCAGCAGUCACAUGCUUGAUCUCUCGGAGGAAUCCGUCGAAGAGAACAUUGAGACUUGCGUCCGUUACCUGAAGCGCAUGGCUCCUCUUAAGCAGUGGCUCGAGAUGGAGAUUGGUAUCACUGGCGGCGAGGAGGACGGUGUCGAUAACUCUGGUGUUGACAACUCCGCUUUGUACACACAGCCCGAGGACAUCUUGCAGAUCUACAACGCCUUCAAGGACAUCUCACCGUAUUUCAGCAUUGCUGCUGGCUUCGGCAAUGUUCACGGCGUCUACGCCCCUGGAAAUGUCAAGCUUCACCCUGAGUUGUUGGGCAAGCACCAGGCCUAUGUCAAGGAGCAGCUGAAGUUCUCCGAGGACAAGCCCGUCUUCUUUGUCUUCCAUGGCGGAUCUGGUUCUUCCUUGUCCGACUACCACACUGCGAUCAGCCAUGGUGUCAUCAAGGUGAAUGUAGACACCGACUUGCAGUGGGCUUACCUGACGGGCAUCAGAGAUUAUGUCACCAACAACAUUGACUAUCUCAAGACCCAAGUCGGAAACCCCGAAGGCGGGAACAAGCCCAACAAGAAGAAGUACGACCCUCGUGUCUGGGUCAGAGAGGGUGAGAAGACCAUGAAGGCCAAGGUUGAGGACUGCCUCAAGGCGUUCAAGACUGCCGGCACCUUGUAAGGUGUACCGUGGUAGGCAUGGGGCAAUGGGUGGACAAACACAAUAGCCCGUGCGGGAGGGUGAACAACGGGACAACCUUGCUCAAAAGGCCAUGUGGGUUUCUCAAAUUAUUACCUAGAACCAAGAUCCAAUGAGACUGCGAUGCCCCCAUCUUGACUUUUCGCCAGCAUUUUACAAGUUCCAUGCAAUAGGGAAUAUAAUGGGCAAGUAUUACCAGUUGAUCUCUAGUCU
Molecule: messenger RNA, 2258 nt
Organism: Podospora bellae-mahoneyi
Lineage: Eukaryota; Fungi; Ascomycota; Sordariomycetes; Sordariales; Podosporaceae
Gene: FBA1
Product: Fructose-bisphosphate aldolase 1
Exons: 11
Coding region: 939-2027 (362 amino acids)
Biological process (GO): glycolytic process; gluconeogenesis
Cellular component (GO): cytosol
Molecular function (GO): zinc ion binding; fructose-bisphosphate aldolase activity
Source: RefSeq, a predicted model, not a curated record